Pogona vitticeps (central bearded dragon) is the source of this 3660-nucleotide messenger RNA. The record is from RefSeq and is a predicted model, not a curated record. Lineage: Eukaryota; Metazoa; Chordata; Lepidosauria; Squamata; Agamidae.
UGGCUUGGAGUCGUCGUCGUCUUUCGCCUCGCCCGGUCACCGAUCUCAAGUCCCCCCCCCCUUUUUUUUUCAUUCUCCCCUCUUUUUUUGGCUUGAGCAGCAACUUUCUUUUCCCCUCUCUGUCCCUUGUUUCUUCUCCCGCGCGUGACAGCAGAGGAGGCAAGACCCGCGGCGCACUCGGGCAGGAGCGGCCGAAGCGGGGCCACCGGGGGACCCAGCCAGCCACCCAGCCAGCCACCCCCGGCUGCCCAGCGAGGAACGGACAGAAGCCCCGGCACUGGUCCGAGGGUCCCAAGUGCAGGCGGCGGGUGACUUGUCCGGCCUCCCUCUCUCUCUCUCUCAUGCACGGCGAUCGCCCCGUACGGGUGCUGGUGCCAGAAGGAAAGAAUGAUUGAUGUCAGAGAGGCUGUAGACGCUCAUCAUUUUGCUCUACCAACUGAUUUAUCCAUCUGUCUGGCUAUCCCUCGUGUGGGGAAAGGGAAGGAUUGCUCGGGAUUACUGACAGCCCUGCUGAUGACCGGAAACCCUGCUAAACUUGUCAUCUGCUUGUGAACAAUAUUUUCAUAUAUGCUAAAAGACCUCAGAUCCACCUUUGAAUGCAACAAACAUCCUUCUGAUUACUUUGAACAACAUCUCUUCAGUAUGAUAGGCUUCCACCAAAGUUUUCAACUUUAAAAAAAACCACAAGAAUCAUUAUUUUGCUCAUAGGAUUCUGGAACACAUUUUACAAUAACAUCAGCCGCUUACGUGUACAUAGAUGUAUAAUAUAAACUGGUUAUAGUUAUCAAGGCCCUGUCAAGGAUUUAGAGAUGUAUUUGUCAAGAUUCUUGUCGCUUCACACCCUUUGGGUUACUGUGUCGUCGGUGAUACAGCACUAUCCUUCAGUAUGGGGUCACUAUGAUGUGUGUAAAACCCAGAUUUACACAGAUGAAGGAAAGUUCUGGGAUUACACAGCCUGUCAACCAGAAGCCAUGGAUAUGAUGAAAUAUGUGAAAGUAAACCUGGAUCCACCUAAUAUAACAUGUGGAAAUCCACCAGAGACCUUCUGUGGAAUGGGGAAUCCCUACAUGUGCAAUGAGUGUGAUUCAGCUAUAGAUGAGUUGGCGCAUCCACCGGAACUGAUGUUUGAUGCUGAAGGAAGACAUCCCUCAACGUUUUGGCAGUCUACCACUUGGAAGGAAUACCCAAAGCCUCUCCAGGUGAACAUCACCCUUUACUGGAACAAAACUAUUGAACUAACGGACAACAUCGUCAUCACGUUUGAAUCUGGCCGUCCAGAUCUAAUGAUCCUGGAGAAGUCCCUGGACUAUGGUCGGACGUGGCAGCCCUACCAGUAUUACGCUACAGACUGUUUAAAUGCUUUCAACAUGGAACCAAAAACAGUGAGGGACUUAACCCAACAAACUGUCCUAGAAAUCAUUUGCACAGAAGAAUAUUCAACGGGGUACAUGGCAAACAGUAAAAUCCUUCACUUUGAGAUCAAGGAUAGAUUUGCACUUUUUGCAGGGGCUCGGCUUCACAAUAUGGCUUCUCUGUAUGGGCAGCUCGACACAACCAAGAACCUAAGAGACUUCUUUACUGUCACAGACUUGAGAAUAAGACUGCUCAGGCCAGCAACAGGGGAAAUAUAUGUGGAUCCACAACACCUGACACGCUUCUUUUAUGCAAUCUCAGACAUAAGAGUAGUUGGAAGGUGCAAGUGCAAUCUUCAUGCCACUGGCUGCAGAGAAGAAAACAAAAGAUUGCUAUGUGAAUGUGAGCACAACACAACAGGCCCAGACUGUGGGAAAUGUAAGAAGAAUUAUCAGGGACGGCCAUGGAGCCCAGGCUCCUACCUCCCCAUUCCUAGGGGCACAGCAAAUAUCUGUAUGCCCAGUAUUUCCAGCAUCGGUACUCCUCCAAAGUUUGAUAGGAUAUGGCCGAAUAUAUCUUCCCUUGGGGUUUCUAACCCAAAUCAAGUUGCUCCAAAUUUAGCUAUAUCUACUGUUUCUUCUGUUCAAGUUGCCAUUCCCAAGAGAGACUGUGAAUGCUUCGGCCACUCCAACCGGUGCAGUUACAUCGAUGUGCUCAGUACAUUCAUUUGCGUGAGCUGUAAACACAACACUAGAGGGCAGCACUGUGAGUUGUGCAGGCUGGGCUACUACAGAAAUGCUUCUGCAAAGCUGGACGAUGAAAAUGUAUGCAUAGAAUGUAAUUGUAGCCAUAUUGGCUCAGUCCGUGAUCGCUGUAAUGAAAAAGGAAUUUGUGAGUGUAAGCAGGGAACAACAGGGCCUAAGUGUGAUAAGUGUCUGCGGGGAUAUUACUGGCACAACCAGGGUUGUCAAUCAAACGUAUGUGACAACGAACUUCAGAUAUGCCAGAAUGGGGGAACGUGCGAGAAGAACAUACGCUGCCUGUGCCCACCAGCAUACACUGGUGUACUGUGCGAGAAGCGGCGAUGUGAAAUGGAUCCAGAAGGUUGCAACUCCGGGCAAGGAGCAUUAACAUUAUCACACCUGAUACUUCUAUUACCACUGGCUGCUCCAUUCGGACUCAGUGGCUUUUUCAUAUUCUAGGCCACACCGCAUUGGAGGCAUUGACUUCAACUGUUCUCAAAGGAAUGUACUACAGGAAAAGCAAGAAAGGAAGCAAUGACAACAGAAGUAGCCAGCAAAUGCUACCAGUUCUUUACAAAAUAAUAAAGGGGGGGAAUGUAAAAAUCUCCACACAUAUAUAGACUGAAAAAGGCCUAACAGAACUAAGCCAUACCUAUCCGUUGUGGACAACCCAGCAAGUCAAGACUGUUACUUUCUGGCUCAAGCUUCAGCAAGCAGCUGCCAAUACUAUCACUAUUACUCACAACCUCAGCUGCAAAAGCUUUCACAGGAUCGAAAAGGUUUUGGUCGCCGCCCCCUGGACAGGAAUACAAAAACAAAACAAAACAAACCACAAAGACCGAAAACCACCAAACCUUGGCUCCUUCAAUCUGGUGCGCAACUGUACCUCUUCCCAGUGUGUGGACCAACCAAAUAGAGGCAUUCUUUGCUGUCAGUGCAUUGUGGGUAUAAGGAAAUCUGUUUCAAAGCUGCCAUAUUGGCUUGCUUCUGCCCCUCAGUCCCCUUCCAACUGUGCUUUAGUGAACGUUGCUCUGUAAACCCUUGUUGGUUGAACGAUUUCUUUGUCUGAUGUUAGUAACGCACACGUGUACCAGUCCCUCCUCAAUAAAUUUCAAGCCAGUCAUACCCUUGUAUAUGUUAGCAGUACUGCACCAAGUCAGUGCAGUGCUCAUCUAUUGUACAAGAGUGGCUAUAGGACAAAAAAGGGAGUGUAUUUAUCCUUUUGUAUUCAAAUGAAGUUAUUUUUCUUGACUAACGUAAGACGUAGAUUUUUUGUAUUAUUGCCAAUUUGUGUUAACAGACAAUUUAGUAAUGUACGUUAAUCUUAAUCAGAUAAAGGGGGGAAGUUGAUUUUUAGUUCAUCCUCUUUUUUUCCCUUUUCUUUCUUUUCCUUUGCAUUUAAUUGUGCAGAGAUUUCUCUGUAUGGGCAACGUGCUGGCAUCAAAGAAUAUCAGUUUACAUAUUAUAGCAAGUGUAAUAAGAUUCCACCAAAGGACAUUCUAAAUGUUUUCUUGUUGCUUUAACACUGGAAGAUUUAAGAGAAUAAAAAUUCCUGCGUAAACUA